AUGGCCCUAACUCGGAAGCCAGGCUUUUGUCGUGAUUGGGAUCUGCUUCCUGUUCGCGCCUUCCCACCUGUCACGAUCAACGGUUAUCCUGAGUCACACUACCGCUUCUUGCGCUUGGCCUCUGGAGGAUGGAUUGGGAUAUCCUUUGAAGACCGCGACCGCAUAGUACGCGUGGAACAUGCUCCUCAGAUGACUAUCACCGACUUUGGAGGCCUCGUUGGUAUACGUCAUCUGAAUAUCGCACGCUUUCUGGGGCUGUACUUUAACAGAAACUCGACUGAUAUUGUCUAUGAGCACACUGAUCUGGACCUCCUUGAUAUCUGCCCACUCGCUUCCGAGGCGGAAGUUGCGAGCGUGAUUGCGCAGGUGCUGUCCGCAAUCAUGUAUCUUCGCUCAUUGGCCGUAGACGUUCGUAUCUCGAGCAUUCGUGUCUCCAUGUUCGGUCUUGUCAAGUUAAUUCUCGACUUUCACCAUCGACCGACAACCGAUAUUAUCUAUAGAAAGAAUAUGUACCGAUUCAUGGUGUCCUAUGUGGAACAAAUGAUGAAGGUGUCGAGCCCUCGCGCACAUGUCUGGACAUAUGACGCCGCCGAGUUUCUUGACAUUCUCUACGCCAGGGAGUUGCCUCCUUCCAGCCACCCGUUCUUAUCCAAGUCACGAGGGCCGGCAGCUCUGCGAGGUCCUGCGCAGGUCGUUAUGCGUACUUUGAUGGCAACGAGACUUAACGAUAAAGAUUCCUAG
This is a messenger RNA of Truncatella angustata, 741 nucleotides long. RefSeq lists its product as uncharacterized. Lineage: Eukaryota; Fungi; Ascomycota; Sordariomycetes; Amphisphaeriales; Sporocadaceae. The transcript is spliced from 4 exons. The record is from RefSeq and is a predicted model, not a curated record. Bases 1 to 741 code for a protein of 246 amino acids.